UUCGUCUCUCUUAAGCUCAAUUCAACUUUGGCUGGCUGCUCAGAGACGGAGAGAGAGAGAGAGCCUAAAGAGAUGAACUUUGAUUAAUUGGUGAUUGACUUUGACAGCAUCCAAUUCCUAGGUUCUCUCUCAUCCUUCUCCACGGUUUCUUCUCACCUUGAAACUGUUAUAUUCUAAUUCUUGUAUGCAGAUUUUUUAUAGGUCCGAUGAUUUGGGAAUCUAAUAAACACCAAUUCGAGUUUUAGAAGGUCUGAAACAUACCCAAUUUGUAUUUUGUUCCUACCCUUAUCUCAUACAUGGUGCUUCAAUGCAAGAAAUGAAAUUUUCGAGGCAAACCCAUUUCAGUUCCAGGUCUGAUCUGUAAACUUUUACUGUCUUUGGUUGACCAGAAAAAAGACAAAAUUUCUCCAUUUUGGUUUUGAAAAGGAGGGUCUUGAAGGAGUUUCAAGGGUGGUCCACUUAAAUUUUUCUUGCCAACUUUUAUCUGAUUGUUUGCUUUUGCUUCAUAGCUUCGUGUAUGUUGUGAAUCGUGAAUUACGCAUAUAUAGAUAUAGAUUUCUAGCUCUGUAUUGAAUUUCUUGUUAUUAGUUGAAUCAUCAUGUCCUCUGAAUCCUGUGGGUCGAGCUUGCUUCUGGCUCUGUCAGAUGAUGUGUUUUCUAUUGUCACCUGGUCCCUCUCACCUAGAGAUAUAGGCAAUCUCAGUCUAUGCUGCCGUAGUUUGUAUGCACUCAUGGAGUCCGAAAAAGUGUGGCAAAUCCAAUGUGAAAUGGUUGGAAUUGUACCUCUUCAAGACCUUGUUCAGUGGCGUAAGGCCGUCUCAUCAUACAAGGCACUUUGCCGCUUUCUCUUUAGUGUUCAGCCACUAAUGGGAAUAUGGGUUCAUCAGAAUCCAGAGCUUGGCAAUGUAGUCUAUGUCAUGCCAGGUUUUGUUUCUGUUGUUGGGUGCCGCAUAAUACCUCAAGAACUCGGGCCGUUAGGCAUUGAAGACGGCCCUAUUCUGUGGGCUCCUGUAUUUGAAAUUAUUUGUGAUUUUGAUGGCUCCACAUCCUUUUUUCUACAUGGAAGGGAGAAGGGACAUGAUUAUGUGUAUCCUGGUUUUGUGAAACCUAUCGGCAGGUCAUGCAAUGUGCUUUUGCUUGAGAUCGAGCCUAGACUACAUAAAAAUCAGGGUAAAUCAUUGCAUUGCAAGAGUUUUGUUCACAACUCAGAUAAGGAGUCGUCAAGGAACAUUUGUAGGUCAAAUAGUGGACUUUCAAGGUCCCAGAGGGUGUUUGGACAGAGUGAGACAUUGGUGCCCUUCAGUCGAUUGGCUUUCAGUGAUAGAAGAAAAUUACUUGAUGUUAUCACGAGCCAGAUUCGUCUAAAGGUUCCUGAUGCAGCAGUUGGGCCGCUCUUUCCUCGGUGGAGGGAUAAUGAGGAGAACUUCCAGAAGGAUAUGGUGCUCUUAUUGGAACGAAGAUCAAUGAUUAUUCAAAUGCAUAAGCUUGGUGGAGGUGACAUAGAUUUGAAGGCAAGUAGUCUGCUGCCAUCUGAUCCCACUCAGCUGCAAUUGAGUGAGAUCAGAAAGAGUCUUGAUCGGUUAAGUGUUUCUCAAAACUCUAUUAAUGAGGAAGACGGUCACAGACAAUGCAACAGGAGGAAAACUCUUAGCAAGUACUUUAGGGAUAGCCUCAAUCAGAUCUUUGGGAAGUCAGUCGCAACCACUGCAAACUCAAAGACUAGUUCUUCAAGCAGUGAGAAUAAGCACGCAUCCCUUGAGGAUUUUCUGAGUUCAGGUGAUACAAUAGGAUUGACUUUACAUGCUUCACAUGUGAAGUUAUCUUCUUAUCGAGCAUGGCCAAACAUGCAUGACAGUCGAUUUGCCAUUUACAGAUUGCCCUUGCGGAUCCCAACUGCGGAACAAGAAUAUGCUGGUUUAUGGGGAGGGACUUUUGGUUGGCCUCCUGGGAAGUCGUCCAAAGACAAGCCUGGAAAGGCUCUCUUCUUUCUUUUGCUUUCUUAUGAGGAGUGCCGGGGGCAACAACUUCUAAUUGCAACCAAAAUAUUAGAGGGUACCCACUAUGUUCUGCAUCCUAAUGGCUCAGCCAUGUUUGUAGUUAAUAUCGAUGAACCUUCAUUCGAUCCAUUCCCUUGGGAUACUGAUGCAGGUGCAGAUUCCCUUGCUGUGAAUAUUAAGCAUGUUUUUAAAGGGGAGGGUAUUGCAAAUGGGUAUGGGUUUAGGUAUCCAGGCUCGAAACCGGGUUCUCUCUUUGUAUUUCAAGAUGGUCAACUUGCCUUCAUUUGGAAUGAGUCUAGGGCUGUCUUGACUUUGCAGAGGCUUAACUUGCAAGAGCUUUUAAAAAAGGGCGAAAGGGUGCCUGCGCUACCUCCGAUUGCUAAUUUUUCAUAUUUGACCAAGUCUUACUCAAAUGUCUUUGCUGAGUUCCCAAACACCUCAACUUCUUGGGUGUCAUCAAGGGAGGAAAAAUCUGAUCCCUAGGUGAACACAAUAGAUGAGGCCUUCUUGAUACACAUGAAGCCAAAGAAAAAGUAAGAAUACAAAGAAUUAUUAAAGAGAAGAUGUGGUGGCUCUGUAACUUCUCUUUUCUUCUGUAUGAUAGGAUUUUGCUUGCUGUGGUGAGUGCUGAGGUUUUCAGCAAGAUUAUCUCCUUGUUUUAACUUUAUUUUGUGGCAUGAAAAAAACAGUAUUGAUUUCAUCAUGAUUUAUUAAUCGUCAUUGAGAAAUGAAGGAAGCCAAAACGAAAUAAAACUCAAGGUUGUUUUUUUUACAUGCUCA
This is a messenger RNA of Prunus mume (Japanese apricot), 2776 nucleotides long. RefSeq names its product F-box protein At5g39450. The record is from RefSeq and is a predicted model, not a curated record. NCBI's taxonomy places the organism in Eukaryota, Viridiplantae, Streptophyta, Magnoliopsida, Rosales, Rosaceae. Gene Ontology annotation, molecular function: protein binding.